AUGGACAUCGAGCCAGAGCCACCUGCACCUGACGACUCGCCCGACUGCCGCUACCCCUUGCUUCAACGCCUCGUCGACGGCACUUUGCCCCCGGACCAGGCUGAGGCAAGGCGCGUGGCCCGUCGUGCCAAUACUUUCGUCCUCCUCGACGGGGAGAUGUACAAGCGCAGCCCCUCGGGCAUCCUCAUGCGUUGCAUCCCACGUCAGGAAGGAGUCAAGCUCCUGCAGGACAUACACUCGGGGGCUUGUGGCCAUCACGCCGCACCUCAGACGUUGGUAGGAAAUGCCUUCCGACAAGGCUUCUACUGGCCCACCGCCGUGGCCGACGCCACGGACAUCGUCAGGGCCUGUAAAGGAUGCCAGUUUUACGCUCGGCAGAUACAUCUACCCGCUCAGGCCCUGUAA
This is a messenger RNA of Sorghum bicolor (sorghum), 405 nucleotides long. RefSeq lists its product as uncharacterized. Lineage: Eukaryota; Viridiplantae; Streptophyta; Magnoliopsida; Poales; Poaceae. The coding region runs from base 1 to 405 and encodes 134 amino acids. The transcript has a single exon. The record is from RefSeq and is a predicted model, not a curated record.